CGCCCAUUACGCAUGGACAACGAGGUCGCUUCUCACUGUCAAUUCAACGUGUCAAUGCUCCUCAUAUCUCAAUACUUCUUGUGCCUCCAUGAUCCAUCGCUCCCUCUUGCUCGUCUCCGCCGCUUUAGCAUCCGUCGCCGCGCAGUGUGCCACCGACAUGCAAGUGUCUGUUCGCUUCACGGACGACAUCUAUUGCGUGGACACCGCACCUUGCUCUGGCGUGUACUUGCCUUCCAAAACGGGCUGCCCAACCAAAGGCACCGUCUCGAUCAACACGAAGAACACGCUUCAAGUUGACACAUGUUGCUCCGUCAUUGACACCUCGAACGCGGUGGGUUGCGUGAUUCCCGUUGCUGGAUCCACCGAAUGCAUCGGUGCGCCAAACUCUGCACCGUCUUCAACGUCGUCUGCUCCUGUGACAACCGACCCUGCAACAACUACCCCUGCGACAACGUCCGCCGAUGGCAUUAUCCCUGCAACAACUAUCCCUGCGACAACGUCCGCCGAUGGCAUUAUCCCUGCAACAACUACCCCUGCAACAACUAUCCCUGCGACAGCGUCCGCCGAUGCCAUUACGUCGGCUGUAUCGACGUCGUUGGCUCCAGCCACCAACAACACCCCAACAAGCAGCACCACAAAACCCAUCACCCCCGCUAUCCCGACACCGUCCUCCACUUCAUCCUCGGUUGCAGCCAAUACCACCGACUCGAACGCGACCAAAUCCCCGGAUGCCCCCCGUGACUCGAUCACGGAGCCUCCUUCGUCCACGGGUAAUGCUACUACCAAUACUACCGUGCCGCCAUCCACGUCAGCUACGUCGGCGCUACCGGUCAUUGUGUCCUCCUUGGUCGUCGCCAUUGUAGCCACCAUGUUGUAG
This is a messenger RNA of Aphanomyces astaci, 877 nucleotides long. RefSeq lists its product as hypothetical. The record is from RefSeq and is a predicted model, not a curated record. Lineage: Eukaryota; Oomycota; Saprolegniomycetes; Saprolegniales; Verrucalvaceae. The coding region runs from base 89 to 877 and encodes 262 amino acids. The transcript has a single exon.